GUGAAUUGUACGAAAAAAAGCUGCCACUGUCACAAGUUUAUGGCAUUUUAUAAUACAAGUGCGGUCUAACCUAAGCGCCCUCACUAAGUGGAGAAAGCUACGCCCUGGGGGAUGUACGCCCGGAGUGUUAUAUAAGGCACUCUGUUAGAUCCAGAAGCAGAUCCAACCGUGACUUACGCUCGGGUCAGAGAUAGAAAAUAAAGGCUGCAAAAAGAAAUGAACCACCGCCGUCAGAUCCUAGCGGAGGACCUAGACCUAGAAGGGAGUACGGUUCAGGUGGGGCAGGUGGUAGCGGCUCAAGUAGUGGCGGCCAACGUGCUCCUACAUUUCGUUGGCCGAGGCGUCCGACCCUACAACCUCCCAGAGAUAGUCUGCUAACUUUAACUCCUAGUGGUACCCCUCAUAUCCCACCUAACCCACCUGGGUCACAUCUCCCAAGAAACCCAGUCCAACCAGGGGACCCAGAACCAGCAGAAUCUUACGGAAUUUUAGACAGGCGUGUUGGAAUUUGGAGAGCUCCAGAUAAUACAGUGGCAUUAGUUCAGCCCACUAACGGUUAUAAUGUUGUGCCAGACAACAAGUACUUUAAAAUGGGGAACAAUUAUAUAACCAAAUUUAUAAAACUGCCAGGAGAAAUAGCGGCAACCCUGUACAUAUCUGAUAAAAUGACACUUUUGGGAGCUACGCGUUUUAAGGAUCCAAAUAAAUUGAAACCUAAGGCAGGUUUAUUUUAUAUUAUGUAUAGAAAAGUACCAAUUGAGGUGAAGUAUGAUCCUGAAACCAAGGUUAUUUCGAAAUUUGAAGUUCAUCCUAGAAAUACAAUGCCAACUGCUAAUAGUCGCAACUUUCAGAUGAUUAAAGAAAAGACAGUUGUUUUUUGUGAAAUACCAUUUCGCAUUCUAUAUGAAGCCGAGGAAGGGCAAACACAGGAACAUAUAUGGUCAGCUACAUUGACACAUAGCGAUCAGAUAGUUCCUUUUGAUCAUCUACUGAUACCCCAACCAUAAUAAUCAAAUAAAAUAUGAUUAAUCAAAAAUUACUCUUAUGCAAUGUUAGUGUUACUUAAUCUUAAGAUUACCUAAA
Belonocnema kinseyi is the source of this 1083-nucleotide messenger RNA. RefSeq lists its product as uncharacterized. The record is from RefSeq and is a predicted model, not a curated record. The coding region runs from base 591 to 1007 and encodes 138 amino acids. NCBI's taxonomy places the organism in Eukaryota, Metazoa, Arthropoda, Insecta, Hymenoptera, Cynipidae. The transcript has 4 exons.